CAUUGGUGAAACUGUAUUAAAAUAUGUAUAUAAAUAAAUCUAAGGCCUGUGCAUUAAUUACCCGUUCGCCAGGCCUUUAUUUUGAAUGUUUCCGCCGGAAGUCUUAAUUCAGAUUCUCAGAGAAUCCUCGCGCAUGCGCACUGCGUUAAUCUACAUGAAACAACGCUUGGUGGGCAUCUUGCGCUGAUCUGGUGUUCAGCAAAUAUCAUCGACUGAUUCACGGUUAGUGACCACCGACAGCUCCAUGGCGUCCAGAGGGUUGGUGCAGGCAGCGGUGCUGCUGGCGGCGCUGCAGCUGCUCUGCCUCGGUGCAGCUGAUGCGGAUCAGGAGACCGGGACCGUCAUCCCCGCUGAGAGUCGCCCGUGUGUCGACUGUCAUGCGUUUGAGUUCAUGCAGAGAGCGCUGCAAGAUCUAAAGAAGACGGCGUUCAACCUGGACGCCAGGACGGAGACGCUGGUGCUGCGGGCGGAGCGGCGUGCUCUGUGUGACUGUCUGCCCACUAACUCUCUGCGCUGAGCUCCAGAGACUCUCCUCGUCAUCAUCGACACACUCCACACCUCGACUCAUCUAACUUAUUCAACAGGCACUUUACUUUCUGUCUCUUCUCUCACGUCUCUGUCGAGUGCUGCUUUUGAUUUGAACUCAUCGUUUUUUGCCUUAUCGGGACGACUUUUAUACCACUAAAAACUGAUGUUUUACAGUGUGAAACACUCGCCUGCUUGUUUCCAUCCGUCUCCUAUGAAGCAUCAACUAUUUUUUGUACUUUUUAGUAUUUGACUGUAUAAUGUAGAUACAGUAGAAUGCAUCGACACAUUUACUUGUUGUAUGAGAUUAAUGUUUACGACGUUUAUACACAUCAAACUGUAGCAUCACGUGGAAUUUAUUUAAACCGCUCAAAAUAGUUCAAUAAAGACGAUUAAAUGACCUUUUUAGGAAUCGGUAAAAAUGACACUUUUUCUUUCUUAUAACAGCGAUAGAUUAAUAUUUCUUAUUAAAUAGAAGAAAUCAGCAGAAAGAAUUUUACUAAAACAAUGUUUUCAGACUUUGACUUGUAGGUCUUGAUUUAGCACAGCACUGUAGCAUGAAUUACAGCACUUUUUGUUAUUAAACGUGCUGUUAAUGUAGAUUGUAUGUAUAGAUUCUGUUUAUGUACACGGGUCUCUCUCUGUCUGAUGAAGGCGUAUGCAAGAAGAAGAAAAAGAGGAAGAAGUGAUAUUAAAUGAACUGCAAUAUGGACAAGGGGAGGGUAGAGAUAGAGAUAGAAAUAAUAUUUGUCUGAUUGUUGCUUGUUCACAUUAUCGUCUCUGGACGCUCCAUUUACUGUCUGAAUGUCGUACCUAUCAAUAAAAACAAUGAAUGAUCUCUA
Centropristis striata (black sea bass) is the source of this 1367-nucleotide messenger RNA. It is a transcript of the gene nicol1, whose product is annotated as NELL2 interacting cell ontogeny regulator 1. NCBI's taxonomy places the organism in Eukaryota, Metazoa, Chordata, Actinopteri, Perciformes, Serranidae. The transcript has 4 exons. The record is from RefSeq and is a predicted model, not a curated record. Bases 245 to 517 code for a protein of 90 amino acids.